AUGAGCAGCCCCAAGCGGAGAAUCGAGACGGAUGUCAUGAAGAUGUACGCACACCGACUCCCCCAUCCGUUCCGAUUUGGCCGCUUGAGGAUUAACAGGCUGAUGAGCGACUACGAAGUGACUUUGGUGAAUGACAAUAUGUAUGCGCUCAUCCUCCCCCGGAACAUACUCCGAAUGAUGCAUACGAAUAAUGGUUUCAGGCAAGAAUUUUACGUCCGUUUUAAAGGACCAGAAGAGACACCCUUUACCGGUGGCCAUUGGAAAAUCCACGUGGAACUGCCCGAUCAGUACCCAUACAAAAGCCCAAGUAUUGGCUUCGUCAACCGCAUCUUCCACCCGAACAUCGAUGAGCUAUCCGGAUCUGUCUGCCUUGAUGUCAUCAACCAGACAUGGUCACCGAUGUACGACAUGAUCAACAUCUUCGAGGUCUUCCUUCCGCAACUUCUUCGAUACCCUAACCCGUCGGACCCACUAAACGGCGAGGCCGCGGCAUUGCUGAUGCGGGAGCCCAAGGCAUACGAGGCAAAGGUGAAGGAAUACGUAUCCAAAUACGCCAGCAAAGAGGCUGUCGACGAAGCGGGCGAGGAUACCGAGUCCGAAGAUGAACUCAGUUCCGCCGGCAGCUACGAUUCUGGCGGUGAAGAACCGGCGGGUGCAAUGGACGACGUCUGA
Penicillium riverlandense is the source of this 672-nucleotide messenger RNA. RefSeq names its product E2 ubiquitin-conjugating protein UBC8. The transcript is spliced from 8 exons. Gene Ontology annotation, molecular function: ubiquitin conjugating enzyme activity. Gene Ontology annotation, cellular component: nucleus. The record is from RefSeq and is a predicted model, not a curated record. NCBI's taxonomy places the organism in Eukaryota, Fungi, Ascomycota, Eurotiomycetes, Eurotiales, Aspergillaceae. Gene Ontology annotation, biological process: protein polyubiquitination; ubiquitin-dependent protein catabolic process. Bases 1 to 672 code for a protein of 223 amino acids.